CUCUUCCACGUCGGCAGCAAUACUCCCCUGCACUCAAGCUCGAGCUUGGACAGAUAGCACCAUAUCAGCAGGCACGCGCGCGAUAACACGACGACAGCAGAGUGGGAAGUCAUGGCUCGCGAUCUGAAGACCUCCAGGCUCGCGACCAUCUACGAAGGCACUGAUGUUGACGAAAGGACUCUCCAGCAAGGCCAAACGAAGCGGAGGCGACCUCGCUCGAAGGCUUUCCGACUUCUCGGUCCUCUCAUCCUCCUCGCUUGUCUUCAUUUUACGAUCUUCAAUUCGAGUUCGGCCUUCUUCAGCGGUCACCAACAACACACUGUUCGCGUCCCUAUCCAUGCCGAGAAGACCCUUUCGCGGUGUCGCGACCUCUCGCGUACGCCCGGUCCAUCUCCUUCGUUCUACUCCCGUUCGACUUCGGAUCGUUUCGUACCCGGUACGAAACCCACGCUGUUAAAGAAUGCGAAGAUAUGGACUGGUGGAGCAAACGGGACGGAGGUAGUGGAGGGCGAUAUUUUCGUGGAUAAGGGGAUCAUCAAGAGUAUCGCACCGGGUUUGGGAGGAAAGAGGUUCGCGAAGGAGAUCAGGGAGCUGGUGAAGAGCGGAGGUAUCGAGAUUGUAGACGUUGAUGGGGCUUGGGUCACACCUGGUAUCGUCGACUCGCACUCUCAUCUCGGCGACUAUCCCGCCCCUGCACUCUCCGGUGCGUCAGACGGAAACUCGCAUGCAGGCCUCACUUUACCCUGGCUUCGUUCCAUCGACGGCCUCAAUACCCACGACGAUUCAUACCCGCUCUCUAUCUCUGGCGGCAUUACCACCGCUCUCGUUCUUCCUGGUAGCGCGAACGCGAUUGGAGGCCAAGCAUUCGCGAUAAAGUUGAGGGAGACGAAGGAGAGGAGUCCGACGGCGAUGUUAUUGGAGCCUCCUGCGGAUCUUAACGGGACGUAUAGGGAUACGAGAGAGGGCGAGGAAUGGAGUGGACAUUGGAGGCAGAUGAAGCAUGCAUGCGGCGAGAACCCAAGUCGUGUAUACUCCGGAACUCGUAUGGACACCUUCUGGGCUUUCCGCAAAGCAUACGACACCGCGCGUCAACUCAAAGAAAAGCAAGAUGCUUUCUGUAGUAAAGCCCUUUCUGGAGAAUGGACGGAUCUUGGCGAGUUCCCGGAUGAUCUGCAGUGGGAUGCAUUGGUGGAUGUCUUGAGGGGACGGGUCAGGGUACAAGCUCAUUGCUAUGAAGCGGUGGAUUUGGACGAUUUGAUUAGGCUCACGAACGAGUUCAAGUUCUCCCUCGCGGCGGUACAUCACGCACAUGAAGCGUACCUUGUCCCGGAAGUCCUCAAGAAAGCUUACGGACAUCCGCCCUCUGUUGCUAUCUUCGCUGCUAAUGCCAGGUAUAAACGGGAGGCCUACCGCGGAUCUGAAUUCGCGGCGAGGAUUUUGUCUGACAACGGACUGACAGUGGUCAUGAAGAGUGAUCACUCGGUCUUGAAUUCGAGGUACCUGUUAUAUGAAGCCCAGCAAGCUCAUUAUUAUGGUCUUGCGGAUAAUUUGGCGUUGAGCUCGGUGACUACUUCUGCGGCGAAGACGAUUGGAAUGGAUCACCGGAUUGGAUAUGUUAGGGAAGGCUACGAUGCUGACUUGGUAGUCUGGGACUCUCACCCUCUCGCUCUCGGAGCUACCCCAGCCCAAGUCUACAUCGACGGAAUCGCUCAACUCGCAUCUCCAUUCACUUCACACACCAAGGACUCGCCUACUUUCCAGACCGUACCCGAAGUCCCCGACUUCGAGGACGAAAUCAAGAAGGCGAUCGAGUUCGAGGGUUUACCGCCCUUGGGACCGGCUGAGAAACUGAAGAGUGAGGGUAAUGUAGAGGAAGUUAUCGUGUUCAAGGGGGUUGAAAGCGUCUGGAUGCCGGGCGUGGGUCAGAACGGAGAAGUGGAGGUACAGGAGAUGUUCAGUGCUGAGUCCGUAGGGAGCGAGCACUACGGAAGCGUCAUCGUCCAGAACGGAACUGUUCUCUGCUACGGCGAUAUAACCACUUGCUCACUCGGCGCCCUCUCUUCUCCUAACGUCCACGUCCGCGAAGUAGACCUCAAAGGCGGCUCCAUCUCUCCCGCUCUUCUCUCUUUUGGUUCUCAACUUGGCCUCCAAGAGAUCUCCGGCGAGGCGUCGACGGUGGACGGAACCGUUCUGGAGCCUUUGAAGGGUGAUUUGCCGAGUGCGUUGGGUGAGGGAAAGGAAGCCGUGAUCAGAGCCGUAGAUGGGCUGCAGUUUGAGACUCGGGAUGCUUUGCUCGCCUACCGUUCCGGAACAACCCGCGCCAUCACAGCUCCCACUUCCUCAAGCUUCACCUCCGGCCUCAGCACGCUCUUCUCCCUCGGUGCCUCCCACAAACUCGAGGACGGAGCUGUCAUCCAAGAGGACGUAGGCUUGCAUGUCGCGGUGAGACAUUUCGGGAAGGCAGGGCCGAGCGUGAGUACACAGAUUGGGGUGCUGAGGAAGGGAUUGGUGGAUGGGAUUGAUGGGAAGGGGAUUUAUGUCGACGUGGUCAAAGAAAAGAUACCGCUCGUCGUCGAAGCCCACAGUGCAGACAUCAUCGCGACCCUCAUCGCUCUCAAAGCCGAGAUAGAAAGCAAAUCGUCCAUCUCGCUCCAAUUGACCAUCACAGGCGCUACUGAGGCGCAUCUGCUUGCGAAGGAGUUGGGAGAGGCGGGCGUGGGUGUGAUUUUCGUGCCGAGUAGACCGUUCCCGAAGGUUUGGGAGAUGAAGAGAUUGCUUCCUGGCCCGCCGUUGAGCAAGGAUAGUGAGAUUUCGCUCUUGGUGAAAAACAACGUGACGGUUGGGAUCGGGUGCGAAGGUAGCUGGGCUGCGAGGAACGCGAGGUUUGACGUCGGUUGGGCUGCCCUCGAAGCCGACGGCCAGAUCUCCAAGUCCCAAGCCCUCGCUCUCGCGUCCACCAAUCUUGAGAAACUUCUUGGCGGCGAUGCGAUCGUCAAGGAGAGCGUGAGGUUGCCGGAGUUGGUAGCGACGGAAGGCGGAGAGUUGACUGCGUUCGAGGGCAAGGUGGUGGCUGUCAUUAGAGGGAGGACGGGGAGGGUCGACUUGUUUUGAUGGGACUGUGAAUCGCGGGUAGGGAUGGAUCUAAGAAAACAGGGAGGAUAGCAGGCGUUGUGAGGCAAUUUUAUAGAUUUUUAUGAACUCGUGCAUUUACGCAAUUCAGACGCUUAGACAGACCCGUAGGGAUGGGUCGAAUGUUAUGACUGGGGAAAUAUAUCAGGUAAAGCAUGUAGGAUUCUUAGGUGCUACCAAAUAAUCGUACGGGGCGAUGAUCAAAGCGAAAUGUGAGGAAGGGUACGAUUUGGGUACAAUCGACGGAUUUGGGGGUGGUCACGUGACUGGACUACCGUAUUGGUCUGUGCAAGCUUCAAGAAUUGAAGACCAUGGAGUGCUAUCCUGGGCUUCCCAAACUGUUCCUGUGACCAUCUCCCACCGUUCUUGAGUCGACGCCUUCCACUCCGGAUAGCACUCCUUAUACACCUUCAUUAUUAUCGGACCAAGCUCGAGCGAGACCCGUCGAGCCUUCGGACCAUCUACAGACCGCGAAAGGACCAUAUCCGCCAUGGCGAUAAACAGAUCCUCGAACCUCUCGAUGUGAUAGGGUAACAGCCCAUCUUCGAGAGCGUUUCUGAACAUCGGACUGGGCGGUAGUAGCCAAGUGUCGAAGUAGAUGCGCUCAAGUUCGCAGUUCGCGGCAGAUAGAGGGCGUCCAUCCGGACCAUCUGAAGCGUCGAUAGUGAGGGACUGGAAUAUCUCUUCGUAGACUGGCUCGUCGAUGCAUCGAGCCCGCCGAAUAACGAGCGAUUUUAGGCCAGGUAUCCUUUUCGUAAUGCUCAUCACCAGCUCCUCGUCACUGAGACCUCUUUGAUACCCGCAAAGCUCGAGGGUUUCAAGUGAAGACGCGCACUGCUUCAGCAGGUAUCUACACGUCUCAAUGAAGGCUGCAGGGGAACUCCAGUCAUUGAUGACGGUGAGGCGCAAUGAGUGAAGAUUGGGCACAGGGAGGUGUGAGAGGAGGUAGUUCAUAGCUACGUGGUCCGUUGCAGCGAUAGAGAGUGAGCGAAUGGCGGGGAAAGAAUAGUCAAGCGUCUCCGGCCGGGGAGGGUUAUAUGGCCAAUCGUCGGUCAUCCACACGGUCGUGAGAUGAGGGAUGUUGAAGUCGAGCGAUGAAAGCGAGGGGAGAUUACGCAGCCAACAGGUUACUUUUUCCGGAUAUAAAGGAUGCUCCAGAAGAUAUCUGACAGAAAGAUGGUGAAGAGUGGUCGGAAGGGCGUUCUGUGGGAAGGUGAGGAGUGGGAUCCAAUUGAUGAUCGUGAGGCUACGCAGUCUUGAGCACGAUUUGAGGCCCGAGAGAAACAAGACGUGGGGAGCAGCGUCAUCUUUGACUUCGAAAAUUGCCUUGUCGUGAGCAGCAUACGGCACCUCCAGCUCGAAUGCUUCCAGCAUGGGUUGCAAAGACGAAAAGUCGGGUCUAUCAGCGACUCUGAACUUGCUGGAGAUGUGGGACGUGAGGGCCUCGACGGAUUUAUCAUGGCGUAGACGGAAUUGUACAUCUUUCCAGCGCUCCGAGUGGAUGCAAAGGACGCCGACAUACAUGAACUCUAUAAUCGCGGAUGUGGGUUCGCCGGAAAAGAGAUCGACAGUGAAUGUGAGUGGCAAAGGCGAUGAUAGCGAGAUGUAUUUAUGAAGUAUAGGGAUGAAACGGUCGUCGUCGGUACGCGGGAUAUCCAGAUGCGUCCAAAGGUGACGUGUCGUCAGCGCGAUGUCUCUCCAGGCCCGACAGACUUGAGUGAGUAGGAGAGGAGCUUGGUUUGGGUGAAGCUUCGGAAAUCCGUCGGCGCACGAUUCCACAACGCAGAGAAACGUUUCGGCCCAGAUUUCAGGGGGAAUACGUUUUCCUCCCAUUAUCAAUCGUAACAGAAAACUUUGAGAUAAGUAGUUGCUGGCGCGAGAGCGAUGACUCGGACGAUAUGGGAAGUCGGGACCCCAGAUUGACCCCAAAUUUAUGAGGAGAAAUGCCGUGCUCUGCUAGUUUCGCUCUGUGUCCCGCGCAAGCACCGGAUGCUCGAAGGAUCGUGG
Messenger RNA from Stereum hirsutum FP-91666 SS1, 5136 nucleotides. Its product is annotated as composite domain of metallo-dependent hydrolase. The record is from RefSeq and is a predicted model, not a curated record. Lineage: Eukaryota; Fungi; Basidiomycota; Agaricomycetes; Russulales; Stereaceae. The transcript has 22 exons. Gene Ontology annotation, molecular function: allantoinase activity. Gene Ontology annotation, cellular component: cytoplasm. Gene Ontology annotation, biological process: purine nucleobase catabolic process. The coding region runs from base 112 to 3111 and encodes 999 amino acids.